ACCUCAGCAACUCAACUUCUUUCUGACGAUAAUUUAUACUCUACCUGUCAAAGUUUGAAGUACGAAUAUGAUAUAUAAAAACAUGGAUUACGUUGUUUAAUUACAAAACAAUUUACUCUUUAGUGACAUAUUCUACGUAGUUUAUCUAUUAAAAGCUUCACAAUGUUUGAACUGCCAACAGAAUUGACCGCUAAGCCUUUAGCUCUAAUAGGUUUAACUGGAUUAGAUAUUAUGAAUCCAGUACAUCGCUCUAUUUGGGAUGCAUUUAGCAAUAAUCGUAGACCGGAUUGUGCAGCUGUUCAGUUUAAACUACUUAGUUUAUCACAUGAAUUUCCUACUGUUAAACCAAAGCGCAGUUCAUAUGAAUGGUAUAUACCUAAAGGGAUCUUAAAAAGAAAUUGGAUGAAUAAAUAUCUCAAUGAUAUUCCUUCUGUAGUUGUUGUAUUCUAUGACUUGGAUUGGAAUGAUCCUUUAUGGAAUGAGAAAAAGAUGGAGUGUGCCUCUAGAGUACAAUCUUUAAGAGCUGCCCUUGAUGGAAGAAGUACAAAGAUAGCUGUAGUAUUGAUACAACAUGCUCUUCAACCGCUUCCUGGUGCUGAGGAUGUGGUUGCAACUGAACGUGCAACAGCAUUAUGUGGAGCUUGUGAUUUAACCGCAAAGUUUUUGUAUAUUCUACCACAUGCUGAUCAUUUAUUGGGAUAUAUAUCUAGAUUAGAGACAGCAUUCUAUGAUUUGGCACAAAAUUUUUAUUAUCAUGAAUAUCGGAAUGUUAAAAGUCAUCGUGAUCAACUCACUAAAAAUGUUCAUCAGUAUUUGUUUGUUCGUCAUCAAUUCAAAAUGGCAUUCUUGAACGAACUCAAGCAGGAAUUGCAUCUUGCUCAAAAGCAUUACAUGCAAGCUUAUCACAAUUUACUAGAAACAAGAAUGACAGAUGCAAAUGCAGUAGAAAUAAAAACUAUUGCUGGAUUUAUAAAUUAUAAGUUAUGCAGAAUAAUGUUUAGCUUAAAUCUUCCGAAAGAUGCCAUUUCUCAGUUUAGACUUCAUACAGAAAGAUUUAAGCUAAAAACUGGUCCAAAAGAGCUUAUGUUUGAACAUCAUGCUUGGAUGAGUAGCCAAUUUUCUACAUUUGCGGAAUUAUUUGAUGAAGCCAUUCGUCAAGGAUUACCUGCUGUUCAAACGCAACAUCCAGGAUAUUAUUUCCAACUAGCUGCCAAUCAUGCAAGUCUACGACAAUCUGCAUGUAAAGAACUCUGCCAAGAUGUAAAUAGUUAUCCAGAUCCAGAUCCAUUAUUAGGUGAAGAAAAACUUGAGUUUUAUGGGCAACGACCGUGGCGGCCGGGAAAACUAAGCGCAGAACCUGCAGACACAGCCAGAGAAGUUAUUGGUAUACAGGCUUUACAAUACAGAGAGAAAACUACAGUUAAUCAUUCUAUGAUAAUUAUAGGCUUGUUAGGAAACGCAAUAUCGCAAUUUAAAGUGUACCGUUGUCCAAGAAUGCGCCGAUUACUGGUUGUGCAAAUGGCAGAAGAGUACUUCAAUGCUCGAGAUUAUGGCAAAGUUCUUACAUUAUUGAUGCACAUGUUGUGGGAAUAUCACGGAGAACGAUGGCCGGUCUUACUCACAGAUAUCUUGAAAAAUGCGCUGCGCGCCGCAUAUCUAUCCACCAAUAUUCAAGAUUAUCUCACUUUGGUUCUCGAAGCUUUAGGACCUUCAACUACAUUCUCAAAGGAACAGCAAACUGUUAUUUAUAAUAAUAUUAUGAAUAUACUACAGAAAAAACCACCGAAUCCAGAAUCAGACUUGCCAGAAGACAUUAAGCAUCUUGCAAUGGAAAAAUGGAUAUUAGAACUAAGUCGCUCAGAGCCAAAUAUUUUUACAAUUGAUGACAAUAAUAUGACAUCGUUUGUCGAUGUUAAAGCACGAUUUUUACAGCAAACAUAUGCAGUAAAUACAAUGAUAACAGUUGAAGUUAUAAUAAGAAAUUCUUACGGCGGUAUCAUCGAAUUCUCUAACGUAUCGAUAACAGUUAAUGGUCCAGGUUACAAUACUGAAAUCCCAGUUAUUGACGUUCAACAAUCCGAUCUUAUUUUUCAAGCAAAAGAAACAAAAAAAUUUUACUUCAAUUUUAAAGCGCCUCAUCAAAAUGAUGGUGCAGAAAUUCGUAUUAGCACAGUCUCGUUGCAAAUGGGUGAUAGUGCGCGCUGUUGUAUUAUACUGAGAUUCUCAGCUAUAGGUAGAGAAACGAAUCUACUGGAUCGUUUGUAUCCCGAAAUACAACAACUUCGUGGAGGCGAAUUUGAAGCAAUAAGACCGUUAAUUCAUGCGGAAAUUAAGCAGGAAGAAUCGAGUUUAAAUCUGAGCGCAGAAUCGAAUAAUCCUGCGCUUUUAGGCGAGUGGCUACCCAUUACAAUAUCUUUAUCAGCUAACAAGAAUGUUAACGCAAUAUGUUUACAUGUAAUACUCGUAUCAGAGAGUAAUAAUGAACAAUCGACUGAACUAAGCAUAAACAUGCUUAGUAAGGAGUCAAAAGUAUCAACUUUUCUUGGUGAUAUGGCAAAAGAUUCAUCAAUCAAACAAAUUGUAUACAUUAGAGCACAUAAAAUAGGCGAUAGAAAUAUUAUAAUAAAGGCAGACUACUGUAGACCUGAACAAAUUAAAGGGAGUAAAGAAUUAUUGUAUUCGUUGGCAGUUAAGAAGCCAUUUGAAGUUGCAACACAAUUUUACACUACAUUAUUUGAACCAUUAACAAAGGGAUUUGUUAAUGAACCUUUUAUUAUUAUGCCUCAUAUUACAUGCAUUUCUCCAUGGCCUAUAAACAUUCUAAGCACAUCUAUAGAAUUGGCGGACUCUAUUCAAGCAGAGAUCAAUCUCGACAAUCAGAAGUCCAUUUUAGCAAAUAUCAAACUCUGCGAUGGUGAAACUGGAACCGAUACCUAUUGCUUGAUUCCAAAGACAAGUGGUGAACAGCCUAUUAGUAUUGGAAUAUAUACUAUUAAAUGGAAAAGAGCAAAUGAUGAAACCGCGCUAGAAACUAGCAGUAGCGUAACUCUAACUCCUUUACGAGUCGAAGAUGCGGUGAUCGGAUUAGAAGCCAAAAUGCCAGCUCAUGGGUGGGUUCGCACACCGUUUUGUAUUUCUUAUUUUAUAAAAAACCAUUCCGAUUAUCUCAUUACUUUGCGCUUGGCUAUGGAAGGCAGCGAUGCCUUUAUGUUUGCUGGACAAAAACAAAUUAAUAUUUACAUAUCGCCUAGAAAUGUUCGAAAAGUGGAUUGGGUCUUACGACCCUUAGUCGCUGGAUUUGUUGCUCUUCCAACAUUAUCACUGACUGCACCUGCAGACGAGGAACACAAAUUGGGCAAAGGACGAUUAUCAGAAGUGGUUGAACGUUCAUUGCCGAGUCAUAUAUAUAUAUUGGUAAGUGACAAUAACAUAACAAAAAAUUACUUUAUCAUGAUAUUAUAUUAAUAUACAUAUAUAUGAUAUUCUUGCAGCCGAAAUCGCAAUCUGUAGGAGAAUGAGCGAAUUCGGUACUGGAAUCUUUUUUUUUUUAAAGAAACAUAUUUUUUCAAUAAAACUGCAUUAUAAAAUUAAGCAUACAUUUUGAGAGAGAUAAGAUGACAUAUAUUACAUUUAUUAGAGCAUUGAUUAUAUAUCUGUUGAAUAUAUAAUUUAUUUAAGCUACUUUAUUUAACUUUAAAUAUACUAAAUUUUAUAAGAGAUUAAAAUAUUGUAGAUUUUUAACAAAUACUAUUAAAUGGAAGCGAUAAUGCGUUAUAAUUCAUACAUAUAUAGAUAUCGAUCGCUUUUACGUGCGUUACGUUGCCGUAGUUACCAAUCUACGAUACAUGAUACAUCCAAUAAUAUAAAUGCAUGAAAUAGCUCCUUUCUGUUUUUUAUUUCCUCUAAUUUUAUAAUUAAAAAUAUUAGUUAUUAGUGAGGAUGGAUAAUUUUAUUCGCGUAUAUAGAGAGUCAUAAUGAUUCCAUGAAAUGGCAAGAAAUAGCGGUAUUGAUAUUAAAAGUGUCUUUGACGAAUACCUGCAAAAAGAACAACAAUUUGAACAAGAAAUAGAAGAACGGUAUUUAUAUCUUGAAAUCUAAUAUUUGCUAAUAUGUUAUAUAGAUAACACAUAUGCAUGUGUGUACUUUUUCACAAAAGUAACAUUAUUUUUUAUUUUACAUUGCAGUAAUAAAUUGCGUCGCGAGAUUCAUAAUAAGGAUGUCUCCAGAAUUUCUAACUCGUCGUCGACAAAUCUUAUAAAUUUGGAAAAAUCUCGUAUUCGUAAUCAGACUCUUCUAAAGGUUUGCUAUAGUAUAUGUAUUUUAUGGAAAAAAAUUCUUUGUGUGUGUGAGAAAAUUAUUUGUAACACAAUUUUAAAUUUACAUAGAGUUUAUAAAAAAUGCAUAUAAAAAGUGUAUCAGAUAUACUCAGCUCAAAUCAUUUACAAUCUAAUAAUUUUACUAAUAAAUUACUAAACUAUUACUCAGUAGCUACUUAUUGUUACAUUAGCCGAAAUUGAAAGUUUAUCGUAAUUUAAAAAUAUUUGUGAGCAUGUGCUAUCAUUGAAUGUUAAAAUACAUUUUUUAAUUUAAAGACAUAUUAUGAAGCAUUGUUGUUUUAUGACAGGAUUUGGAGAUGUCUAGAGCACGUCUGAGAACUUACGCGUCUUACACACCUACCGAUGCGGAACUACAACAGAUUUCAUCGAUUUAUCGGAAUCAUCUUCGUAGAAAUACGGAAUCUUGAUGAGCUCAUUAUUUUCAUAUAGUCGAUGCCCGGUGAUCUAUGAUUCAAUCUGAUAACUCGAGCCGAACGAACAAACUUGCAAAUUAAAAGUUUGUUGAUCGUUGGGAUCGAUGAAUCAGAUUGAUCAUUAAGUAUUUAUCCAUUUGUAGCGACUGCGAACAUGUGCUUCAAACAGAACAAGAGAAUUGAUGCGUGAGCAUAAUUAUUAAUGUCGCAAAUUCAAAUCUUCAGUCUAUACUUUUGCACUUCUUUCGAUUCGAGUUACCGCAAACAGCUACUACUUUUACGUAAAAAUGCGACAAAUAAAAUAAACAUAUAUUGUAACAAUUUGUCUGCAUUUACGCAAAUCGAUAAUAUUAUCAUUAUUCGCGAAUAAUUAUUAUAUCACAUGCGAUACAAACUACAUCCCUAAUAUUGUAAUAAUGUCGACAAUGUAUUCGAUUUUACACGAACGUGAUCGUGAACAGUUGAUUUUUUGCUUUCCAACAAAAUACGAACUGCAAACUGAACGAAUCUAAUUUGCACUAUAAUCUAUUCGUUCAAAGGUCUCACAAGAGACCCAUUUACAUAGGCAAUGCGUUACUUUUUAAAAGAUUGCGUGAUGAUUAUCCGAAAGCUUACCAUAUGAUAUCUUGAUAGGUCUUUUCAUUUGGCACCGCGCGAGAGAGCUUCUCGAGGAAUUAUGCGUAAGGGAAAUGCGUAGACAAGUGGCGAACGGUUUCCACCUGUCUUUAUGCAUACUAUAUUCAUAUUUAUUUUCUAUGUGUGACCGCGCGCUAUCAUUGCAGAUAAUUACCGGCGCACACAACGUGCACACACACGAUAGGACGACCAUGUAUUCAAUAGCUGCCCGAUAAGAAGCUGCUCAGGCCAAUAAUUUGUCGGGAAGUUGUAUAUAUUUUACAACAUCUUUUUGUCUUUUAUAUACGACGCGAAUCUAGUCUUGACCUUCAUAGACUAUUUAUUUUACCAGCGUGACUUUUUGACCGUUAAAUUUGUUGGUAGAUUUUACGAUUUUAGAUUCGGAACAGAGUUUGCUACUACGUGCUUUAUUGUUGACCUCGUAUUCGUACAAAACUUUUCGAACUAAAAAAAGUGCGCAAUUUAUGCAAAUUAGCUGCAUGUGCUUUACUUACCUUAUUCUUACGCAAAAUAUAUUAGAAAGGAAUAUUAAAAAUUUGUGCGAACGACAUGUAUAUGAAUGUUCUAUGCACAGCAGAAAAUUUAGAAGGACUGAGAGCCACACGUGAAAUGAGACAAGGUAUAAUUUUGUAUUUCUACGUGGCAUAGCAGCUGAAUAAACGAAAUAACGUUCUGACUUUUUACUUUGACCAUCCGCUUGCAAACAUCUGUAUCAACAGCCUCAUUAUCUUGAGGGAUACUAUCUCUUUUAUAUAAUUUGGUCAGGACCCCGCUCAACAUUCUCUGCGAAUGUAUCCAUAAAUUGAAAUCGAAAUUUUCGUAUAAAUUUGUGAUUUUGCAUAUGAUGUAUCGCAAAAAUAUAUUUCGCAGCUCUCAUAUUUUAUGACACAUUAAAUUUAUCUAUCUAGAACAUUGUAGAUCACGCCUUUAAACUAUUGAAGAAGUUUGUUUUAUGGGAUUGAUAGAGAAUAUCGCGUUUCACUACAUUUAUUAUUUAUCCAGUUGCAUAAGCUUAGUAUAGCAUACAAGUUUGUUGCAUUUGUCUACUUAACUAUUGGGCAUUGAUGCGUUAUCGCUAUCGCUGUCGUUCACUGAAUAAUAAAUGCGUGUAUCAUUGAAAUGUUUCUUGCAUGCCCUUAUAUGUAGACUAAAUGAGAUACUUAUUCAUAUUAAUUUUUUAAUUUUUAUUGAUAGGAAAAACUUACAUUAAUAAUACAGAUUUCCUAUUACAUACGGAAAAAGAACAAAAAGGAAAAAAAAAACAUAAAUAAAAGGAAUAUCACGAAUGUGCUUUCUUAAUUGAUUAUAAAAAUGAUUUAACAGCUAUAGUUUAUCAUAUUUCGUUUUCAAAUAAUUAAAUUUUUACUCAACACUU
Cataglyphis hispanica is the source of this 6761-nucleotide messenger RNA. It is a transcript of the gene gry, whose product is annotated as trafficking protein particle complex subunit 11. The record is from RefSeq and is a predicted model, not a curated record. The coding region runs from base 163 to 3465 and encodes 1100 amino acids. Lineage: Eukaryota; Metazoa; Arthropoda; Insecta; Hymenoptera; Formicidae. The transcript is spliced from 20 exons. Gene Ontology annotation, cellular component: cytoplasm.